Molecule: messenger RNA, 1182 nt
Organism: Neurospora tetraspora
Lineage: Eukaryota; Fungi; Ascomycota; Sordariomycetes; Sordariales; Sordariaceae
Exons: 1
Coding region: 181-783 (200 amino acids)
Source: RefSeq, a predicted model, not a curated record
UCUGAUUCUACACUCCCUCCUCUUGCUAUACUAUUUACCGAAAGUUCGUCAUCCCCAGACUUCGUUGUAUUCACUACCAUAUACCUACGCUCCCCUGCUCGCUUCUCUCAUUUCCCAACGUGUACCUUCCACCCUCUCCAUGUCAGAGAAGUCUACCUAUUCGCCCCGGAUCGAGUUCCUAUGCAUAUCAAUAGAUUACCUCUACUAACUCGGUCUCAGUCCGUUUUUGGUAUCACCACUCUCGAGAUAUCGGUUGACGACUGGCGCUUUCCCGUCACUCUCAUAGCUGUUUGCAUCCCUUUCUUCAUGGUCAUAUUUGUCCUCCAGACUCGCUGGGGCAUGAGAAUGGCCAAGAAGAUGGGGAACCGGAUUGAGAGAUAUACCAGUGGAUUAUUUGGUAGGCCGCCCUCAACAAACUCAUGGCAGACGACUGGUGACUAUGGUAGGUUGAGGGAACGUUCGUCCACAGCGAAUGGAAACGAAGAGUUGGGUGAGAGAAGAGGGGGUCGGAAAAGGCCUACUCUCAGGGACAAAAGAACAUAUUCUGGCUCUUCAUCAAGAUUCUCUACCGGGUCUGGAGCCAAAAGAGGAGGGUCCCAACAUGGCCUCCUCCCUCAGCAUCAGAUCCGUGAAGGUGGAUCAUGGAUGGUGAUGGAAAGGAUGAGAGGGUUUUUCGCCUCGAUGAUGAACACGAACCGCUGGAGUUGGCUUAUUUGGUGGAGGAAUAAGGGGAUAACAGAGGAUUUGGCUGCAGGUGAUGGAGCGAGUGUCGAGCAGGUGUAACUUUUGCGCUAAAGAUCCAAUACCUCGAUGGACAAUGGGUUGGGUGGUGUCAAAUACUUACAUAUCAGAUUUACGCUCAUUUCUUAGCCUCUGUCUCUUACUUUCUCAUCCUAGAUACAAUGCGAAUAGAAGUCAAUACCGGGAAGAAACAUAACACACAGAGCAACGAUUCAGACAGUCCAUCGUCUCACUAUGACCUUAAUUCGUUUCCUGUCAUUCCUUCCUAACUUCCAUACCUGCUUCCAAAGCCUAUCACAGAAUCCCAUGCCGCCCUUUUGAGCAAUACGCGCUGUUUAUGCCCAUCGAGGUACACCAACACAGCAAGAUCCACUGAACCCCCAACCGACUUCCCUUCCCUUCCCUUCCAUUUUACCAGAUCCCACCCUUCCUUCUUCCCUC